Messenger RNA from Mollisia scopiformis, 696 nucleotides. RefSeq lists its product as uncharacterized. The record is from RefSeq and is a predicted model, not a curated record. Lineage: Eukaryota; Fungi; Ascomycota; Leotiomycetes; Helotiales; Mollisiaceae. Bases 1 to 696 code for a protein of 231 amino acids. The transcript is spliced from 5 exons.
AUGGCGCAGCAUCCGCUCGAGUUUACCAUCAAGAUUUUGGAAAGGGAUGUUCCCCAAAGAUACAUCUGCGCCAUCGAAAUUCUCGAUCCCGAUGGCAUCGGCUCCCACAGCGUUGUGCUUGAUGGGCUCGUCCUCUGGCUCCCUAUUCCCCCUUCGAUCUUGAAGAUCAUGACACACUCAAACAAAGUUAGACCAAACGAGAAGAUGAUCUCAGGACAACAAAUCCUGGAGAGUUCAUUGCAUCUCGACUUGAUCGAGCAUUUGGAUUCCGAGAUCAUCCUAGGUAGUGGACUCAAAGAUUUAUCUCUGGCCAAGAGAUGGAUCCACCCGCGACGAAACAGUCUGGCUGGAAGCACACUCCAAGACAAGGAGCGGGAAUUGGGGAUAGUGUCCCUCGGUACCAAGGAUCCUGCUCAAAAUGACGAAGUUCCUGUCUACAUGCCAGCUCCCAAUGGCAGCAACAAGCGCAGCGCGUCCCAUGGCCGAGUCGUCCAUAAGCAUAACCACCAUCACAAGGGUGAUCGAGUCCACAGCCAUUCGCAGGGUGCUGUACACGAUGAGAUGAAGGCUUGGCAGCUCCGAAGCCAGCUCACAGACCCAUGCAGAGAUGGUUCCCCAACGAGAAAUAUAGAAGAACGAAGAAGGCAACAUGGUAAAGAUAUGGGGGCUAUAGAAUGCAUGGAGACUCUGCAGUGA